UUUUUGGGCGGGAGCGGGGCCGAAGACAUAAAAGCCGGGUUCCCGGAACACUAGCGUGAGUCUCGCGGCUGAGGCGUGAGGAUGGCGUUCCGUGGGAAGAGACCGGAGCACGGCGGGCCCCCGGAGCUGUUUUAUGACAAGAAUGAAGCCCGGAAAUACGUGCGCAACUCACGGAUGAUUGAUGUCCAGACCAAGAUGGCUGGGCGCGCAUUGGAGCUCCUUUGUCUGCCCGAGGGUCAGCCCUGUUACCUGUUGGAUAUUGGAUGUGGUUCUGGGCUGAGUGGAGAUUAUCUCUCGGAUGAGGGGCACUAUUGGGUGGGCAUCGACAUCAGCCCUGCCAUGCUGGAUGCGGCCUUGGACCGAGACACUGAGGGAGACUUGCUUCUGGGGGACAUGGGCCAGGGCAUUCCCUUCAAACCAGGCACCUUUGAUGGUUGUAUCAGCAUUUCUGCUGUCCAGUGGCUCUGUAAUGCAAAUAAGAAGUCUGACAUCCCUGCCAAGCGCCUAUACUGCUUUUUUUCUUCUCUUUACUCUGUGCUGGUCCGUGGAGCCCGGGCUGUCCUGCAGCUGUAUCCUGAGAACUCUGAGCAGUUGGAGCUGAUCACGAUCCAGGCCACCAAGGCUGGCUUCACUGGUGGCGUGGUGGUGGAUUUCCCCAAUAGCGCCAAGGCAAAGAAGUUCUACCUCUGUUUGUUUUCUGGGCCUUCGACCUUUCUGCCAAAGGCCCUGACCGAAACUACUGAUGAAGAGGAGGCCACGGAGUCUGCGUUCACGAGUGAGAGAGGAUGUGCACGUGGUUCAGCCCCCUCCACCCACCAUAGAAUCCCUCUUGUCCUCACACCGGGGUCUACAGACGACAUGUGCUAACUGUAAACUUAGGUAAGCGUCCGUUUCUCGGCUGUUCAGCGAGGGGAUAAUGCCAGCACCCGGGCAGCGUGUGGAGGAGCAGAACGCGUGUGUGUGGGCAGACCCGGCACAGUGCCCGGCACGGGCCUGUCUCCUGGCUCUGUGGGCACUCGCUCUGUGGGUCCUCGGCUUGGGGGGUGGGGGGGCAGGGGGCUGUGGUCCUUUGGGAGGAUGAUCUGGCCUUCUCGUGUUCUUGUCCUUUUGUCUAAUCAUUCUUGUCAGUCUCUCUGACUCUCUCUGAUGACUCGGUCCACCUGUGGCAUUUGCCACUCCUGCCCAACUUACUUCUUGGCACCUUUGGUCUGGGGUCCUCACUCACUGCCCCCCCCUGCUGCUCUUAUCUGCCCCCAUGACUCUUUCCCAUCAUUACUUCUAUGGCUCCCAGCUUGCCACCCAGCUUGUCCUUCCUUACAGACCCUUGAUCAUUAGUCCUGUACUUCCAGCCCCCUGUUGGCAGCUGCCUCCUGCUUUGCACUUGGUGCCUCAGACUCCUGCCCCCUGGUUGUGGGCAUUCUUAAUGUUUCUUUCAUGCACCACUGCCUGUACGUGCUGAAGUGUCUAGAUCACAUUGUCUCACUUCUUUGUUGUGAAACCUCAUUGGCCGCCCACUGCUUACUGAACGGAGAGCACACUCCUUGCCUGUAUUCACACCUCUGUGAACUGGCCCAGCCAAGUGAGAUUCUGAGAUUUUUUUCUUUUUAAAAUUUUUUCAUGUGUUUUUACUCAGUUUUGAGAGAAAGCAUGAACAGUGGAGGGGCACAGAGAGAGGGGGACAAAGGAUCCAAAGUAGGCUCUGCACUGACAGCAGCCAGCCUAAUGUGGGGCUCAAACUCACAAACCGCAAGAUGAUGACCUGAGCUGAAGUCAGACACUGAAGCGACUGAGCCACCCAGGCGCCCUUACCUUUCUAUUUUAGAGGAAGGGAGAGAGCGUGUGA
Messenger RNA from Acinonyx jubatus (cheetah), 1843 nucleotides. It is a transcript of the gene BUD23, whose product is annotated as BUD23 rRNA methyltransferase and ribosome maturation factor. Gene Ontology annotation, cellular component: nucleolus. The record is from RefSeq and is a predicted model, not a curated record. The coding region runs from base 82 to 867 and encodes 261 amino acids. NCBI's taxonomy places the organism in Eukaryota, Metazoa, Chordata, Mammalia, Carnivora, Felidae. Gene Ontology annotation, molecular function: rRNA (guanine) methyltransferase activity. Gene Ontology annotation, biological process: rRNA (guanine-N7)-methylation. The transcript is spliced from 11 exons.